GUCUUCUGAUUGGCUUAGGAAGCGGCCGGGCUGCGAGGCGUGUUCAGCAGUGAGAACCAUCAAAACACCACGUAUUUUUUCACUGUAGAGAUGAAAAUAAAGGCACAGCGGUACCGAAAACGGCUGUAGACGGUAGAGGAAGAUAAGGACUUCUAAUAACUGCAGGUGUGACAACCGGACGAAGCAGCAUUAGCGGGAAAUAAGGGAAUAGCGGGCCUCCCAGCACUCCCCAGCCGGUGGCAAGAUGGACGAGCUCGGGGUGGAGGUUCUCGGGCCUCAUGGAGCUUAUUACAAGGCAUCUGUUGUUGAUGUGGUUGGAGAUGAGGUUGUGGUGCGCUACGAGGGGGAUUGGUGUGCGGAGUCUCGGGUUGCCAUGACUGGCGUAAGACUAGCUCCUGCAGCAGGACCCCUGCCUGUUGAGUACCCUGAAGGAGCUGAAGUAGAGAUCUAUGACAAACUCAUGGGUGCACCUUAUUCUGCCUUUUGGAAGGCCACCAUACGGAUGUCCAAAGGUGACUUCCAUGUAGUAGAACUAAAUGGUGUUUCAAUGCCAAGUGGUGAAAAUAUCUUUCCCUCUGAGAAGGUUCGACCAAGAAAUGUCAAUCCUCCUGUUACGGCAAAGACCUUUGUAAGAGUAGAAAUUGAAGUUCCAGAGGACAUUAGAGACUAUGCUCGGAUGGAAAGUGUUCACAAGCCCUUCAAAAAAGCCUGUAAUGCAAGUAGUUGUGUCUACAGUCCUGACACACACAGUCUUGUCUUAUUAUCACGGAAUGAUCAGUGUCUGAAACUGGCUCAUAUGUUAUCUGAUAUGCAUUUUCGAAAUCUGAAGCAAAAAGUGGUCUUACUUUAUCGGACAGAAGAAGCAGCAAAGCAACUUGAAUCUACAAAGCUUCAGUCCACAGCAGGGUAUGUAGAAGAAUUCAGUGUCCGAGAAGACCUCAUGGGACUUGCCAUUGGUGCUCAUGGGGCAAAUAUUCAGCAAGCUCGCAAAGUGGAAGGAGUUACUAAUAUUGAAUUAGAAGAAAAUUCCUGUGUAUUCAAAAUAUAUGGUGAGACUGAAGAUGCAGUAAAAAAAGCAAGGUCCAUGUUAGAGUACAGUGAAGAGUCUGUACAAGUGCCACGGGUUCUUGUAGGAAAAGUUAUAGGCAAAAAUGGCCGUGUAAUACAAGAAAUGGUAGACAAAUCUGGUGUAGUAAGAGUGAAAAUUGAGGGAGACAAUGAGCCUGAGCCCACAACACCACGAGCUGAGGGUCAAGUUCCCUUUGUUUUUGUUGGCACUGUUGAAGCCAUAGCCAAUGCUUCCAUUCUACUUGAAUAUCAUUUAGCUCAUCUUAAAGAAGUGGAACAGCUGCGACAAGAAAAGCUUGAAAUUGACCAAAAAUUAAGAAAUAUGCACACAACUAAUAGUGUAGGAAGUAAUCAGGGCUAUCCACCAAGGAGAAAUGAUCGGUUUCAUUACAGUGGCUACAGUAGUGACAUGGAAAUGGGAGGACGUGGUCGGGGACGUGGAGGUCCUCGGGGCGGCCGAGGGAGAGGCGGUGGCAGAGGCAGUGACCGCUACAAUAACGACCGUUCUGGAACUGGACGAUGGUCACGUCAGGCAACUCCAGAGUGGGAUGAAGGUGAUGCAUCACUACCACCCAGGACUGCACGGCGGCACAAUGAAGAGCGGAGACGAGUUGCAGAUGAGGAGGAGACAGUAUUAGAUGCUGCAGAGACUGGAAGUGUUGGAAGUAUUGAUAGAGAUUCUAUAACAAGUGAGGGACGAAGACGCAGGCGUCGUCAUCGUAAGGUCCGUCGUCGAGGUGGUGGUAGUGGUAGUGGGGAAGGUGGAGAUGGAGAGGUCUGGGCCACUUCUGCUGAUGAAGGCUGGCCUGCUUCUGUUGAUGAAAGCUGGCACACUGCUAAUGAAAGUAUGGUUACUGAGGAAAACUGGAAUGCAGCAGGUGAAAGCUGGGAUAGUCAGUCAGCUCCUGGACGAGCUACUAAGGAACGUACUCCAGGCUCUGAAACUGGCAAUCGUCGAGGAAGGGGGAAAGGCCAUUUUGAUGGACCUCCAAGCAGGGAGGGAACACUUCCUCGAAGGCGACCUCCUCGCCAUGAGGGCACACCAGCUCGUCAGUCUCCUGGGAGGCGUCCACCUACACAGCCCAGAAAGCCUAAUGCAACAGCUGUAAAUGGUAACUAAAGCACACAAACAGUGGCCCUUUUCCCUAACCCAUGGCAUCUGUUUAACUAAAAAGAUAUAAUACAGUCUUACUCUCAUUUGUUUUAUUAUGCAGAAGCUGAAUCAGCCAUGGUAAAAUAUGGGAGGAAGAGCCAUCUUGAGAUGUGCUAAUGAAGACAAAAUAAACCUGAAUUUUUGCCCCUUUUAUUAACGUUAAUUACACAGUACCCUGAAGUUGACUUUCCUACCAUGAAUUCAUGAUGUAUUAAGCAACACAGCCAUCUCUGAGAUGGCAAAAAGAACCAGACUUGGCUAGAAGUUUAACUUUGUGAGAAAGGCAAAAUAAUCCAGUUUAGAUAUUUUGGCUUAAAGUAGGAGCUUAGGUUUAAGAAUUAUAGAGUUUGAAAGACACAAAAGUCUAAAGACAGAUUGGCUUGGUAUAUAUAUAUAUGGAAAUUAAUAAUGCAGUAAUGUAACUAACAUACAAGGUGUUUUGUUUGGAUUUGGAAGAUGUUAGAUGUUUGCAAAAAAAAUCUGACAGCCUUUUCAGAUAAAAAAAUUAGUUACCUUUAAUUGAUAUAUAUAGUGCAUUAAUGUUAAUUGCAGUUAAAAUGUUUAUUGGUUAUGGAUUGUCAUUGAAAAUAUCUAUAACUAAUAAAAAUUUCAUAGAAUAUAUAUGCAAGAGCACACUCAUUUUUAGGAACUACAUUGUGACAAUGAUGAUUACCUCUGAGAUUAAAUAAUUUAAAUUUGAGGUAUGUGUAGGUCAUUCUGACCAGGGUCUGGAAGGAGUAGAGUGGUGCAUAUUUUUUGGCUAAUUUUUAUCCUUAUAGAUAUCAUUGCUUUCCUUUAGUUUUCAGCUGCAUUUGCCUGAAGUUAAAACUGCAUGUGGUUACUAAAUAUAAAAUUAGGUUAACAUUUUGAGUCAUUUUCUCUCUCUGAUGUGACUGGGUAUGGGUAGUUCCUGCACUAGACAUGGCUCCUUCCUGGAGAGGUUACACCAAGCAGAGAGGGCAAGGUGCUCUCACCCUCAGGAGCAUGUUCUAUGCCAUCACUUGUUAAUGGUAGACAUUUGUUGCAUGCUAUCUGAGAUUUGGAGGGAUGAACCUUAUGCAGUACUUUGCAUUGGUUAUGUAGCUCUGUGAAUAUUUUUACUGAGAUCAAAAGUAAAAAAAAUUAAGUUUUGAACAUAUUUGAAAACAUUUUAAAAGUAUGUUGUCCUGAACUUUAGAACUUCAUUCAUAUGUCUUCUAUGAAUUAUCAUUUGGUGGAAAUAUUGAAUUGUUUCAGAAUUCUCUCUCUCUCUCUCUCUCUCUCUCUCUCUCUCUCUCUCUCUCUCUCUCUCUCUCUCUCUCUCUCUCUCUCUCUCUCUCUCUCUCUCUCUCUCUCUCUCUCUCUCUCUCUCUCUCCUCUCCUCUCCUCUCCUCUCCUCUCCUCUCCUCUCCUUUCUCUCUCUUUCCAUACUUUUAAAGUAAAGUUGUAUCCAUGUAAGAUGUAGAGGUCAUACUCUGUGAUAAGUAUGUAUUGUUGAUUGAUUUUUGUUAACAGAUCAGCUUGGUGAACACUGCUGCAUGUUACAUUAUAUUCUUUCAUGAAUAUGUUAAUAUCAAAUCCACAUAUGUAGAGUAUCCAGAAGCUAAAUGGUGAAAGUUGUUACCUGUUUUAGAAAUGUUUAGAGUCAAUAUAUUUAGUCACUAAAAAUGAUAUGCUGCAAGUGCCAAAUUGUGUACAUUAAAAGAUAUUUGAAAGUCUCAUUAUAUUUUAAAGGGGAUGAUGACAAAAGUAAAAAGUAUAUAGGGCCUCUUUUAAUGAAAGAAGUUAUGUAUCAUGUAUGCAUGGUUCAUGACAAUAAAACUGGACCUGUGAUAGAUAUCAGCCUGGACAUGCAGUCUGUGAGGCUUGCAUACAACUGACAUAUCAGUGGAGUAUGAUUUUCAGAGUAUUCAAUACAAACAACUAUUUGCACUUGAAAGCAUAAGGAUCUUAGUAUUGAUCCAACUACAUUGCCUCAUUCACAAUGUUACAUUGACCUGAUGUAAAUUAAUGAUAAUGUGCACUAUACAUACUAGUGUUGAGUGAACCUAUCCUCACAACAGGAGCCAAGCUACCUUCUUACAGAAAGCUAUGAGGAUCCCAUUUGUACCAUAAUAGAUUUAGACUGCUAACAUUGUGGGUGCAUCUCUUCACAGGAUGGGACACAGAACCAAAGGUGUAAAGAAGGGAAGCACUUAGGGCCAUUUUCAUAUUGGCAAUUAGCGUUUUUAGUUUGAUUUUUCUCAAAGUUCUUUCUCCACUUCAAGCUAAAGAAAACUGGUAAGUCUUUCUAUGAAACUUUUCUGCACCUGGGGCUUACUUAAAUUGAAAUAUUUUGGGUUGAGUACAAAACCUGACUUUAUAAUAAUUUUUUUGGUUUCUUAUGAAGUGUUUAGUGUUAUUCACCUUUUGUUACUUUAUCUUUUACUAUUAGUGAUGAUACUUAUUCAGCAAAUUAAGUCUUGAAGUUUCUUACAUUCAUUUCUAUCAACAGAAACAUUAUAUAGUUUUAUGCCUGGAUGUGAAAUGUGGAGGUAUGUACAACCAGAGAGGUUAAACAUUCUCUGAUGGCCCAUUGUCCCUUUCUUUACCUUAUCUUGGCUACACAGUUGUGUUUUUGUACACUUAUCUAGUAAUGCAGUCAUAUUAUGGGAUAUGAUUCAAGGAAGUACCCCAGUGGCAACUAUGCCACUCAGGGUCAUAGUGUCCAACAGGAAAAUGGAUAAAGAUAUCUCAAGCAAAGACUCAAACACAUGUUAUGACAAUCUGCUGUCUGAGGAGGUACCGAUGAGAACAGGUGUUUGUUGUGCCGGUUACCGCUCAGAUGGAUCUCUACAUGGGCCACAUGGCUUGUUUAGCUACACCCUCUUUGUAUUUGCUGCCUUGAAAAUAAAAUAUAGCAAUUG
Molecule: messenger RNA, 5106 nt
Organism: Scylla paramamosain (green mud crab)
Lineage: Eukaryota; Metazoa; Arthropoda; Malacostraca; Decapoda; Portunidae
Gene: Fmr1
Product: fragile X messenger ribonucleoprotein 1 homolog
Exons: 11
Coding region: 245-2188 (647 amino acids)
Biological process (GO): positive regulation of translation; anterograde axonal transport; negative regulation of translation
Cellular component (GO): neuronal ribonucleoprotein granule; nucleus; postsynaptic density
Molecular function (GO): protein homodimerization activity; mRNA 3'-UTR binding; translation regulator activity
Source: RefSeq, a predicted model, not a curated record